Messenger RNA from Phragmites australis (common reed), 1318 nucleotides. RefSeq names its product hypersensitive-induced response protein 4-like. Bases 161 to 1027 code for a protein of 288 amino acids. The record is from RefSeq and is a predicted model, not a curated record. Lineage: Eukaryota; Viridiplantae; Streptophyta; Magnoliopsida; Poales; Poaceae. The transcript has 5 exons.
GUCGACGGCAGCCCAUCUCCACGUCAGAUCGAGGGAGGGGAAACGCGACGAGAAAGAGCGGUGCUGCAGCGGAAUCGAAUCCCCAGCUCCACGCGCCGCCGACGUUCGAGGGCAGAGCCAAAUCCGCCGCCGCCGGAGCCGGAGCCGCACGCCUUGGAGGAUGGUGAGCGCGUUCUUCUAUUUUUGCGGGUGCGUCGACCAGGCGAACGUGGCGGUGGUGGAGAAGUGGGGCCGAUUCAUCCGCCUCGCCGAGCCGGGCCUGCACUUCUUCAACCCCUUCGCGGGCGAGUGCGUCGCGGGAACGCUCACCACCCGCGUCCAGUCCCUCGACGUCCGCGUCGAGACCAAGACCAAGGAUAAUGUCUUUGUCCAGCUGAUCUGCACAAUCCAAUAUCGAGUUGUCAAGGAAAAUGCUGAUGAUGCGUUCUAUGAGUUGCAGAAUCCCCAACAGCAAAUUCAGGCCUAUGUCUUUGAUGUGGUUCGAGCCCUAGUUCCAAGAAUAAAUCUGGAUGAUCUUUUCGAGCAAAAGAAUGAUGUGGCCAAAUCUGUACUUGAGGAGCUUGAAAAGGUGAUGGCAGAUUAUGGCUACAGCAUUGAGCACAUUCUCAUGGUUGAUAUCAUCCCUGACGCUGCUGUGCGUAGAGCAAUGAACGACAUAAAUGCAGCCCAAAGGCUUCAGCUUGCGAGUGUCUACAAAGGAGAAGCAGAGAAGAUUUUUUUGGUGAAGAAAGCGGAAGCAGAAGCAGAGGCAAAAUAUCUCUCUGGUGUAGGCAUUGCCAAACAACGGCAGGCAAUAACUGAUGGCCUCAGAGAGAACAUCAUGAACUUCUCGCACUCAGUAUCAGGCACCAGUGCGAAAGAAGUCAUGGAUCUGAUCAUGGUCACGCAAUACUUCGACACCAUCAAGGAGCUUGGGGAUGGCUCGAAGAACACAACGGUGUUUAUACCUCACGGCCCAGGGCAUGUGAAGGAUAUCAGCGAGCAAGUCCGGAACGGCAUGAUGCAAGCAUCAAGCGGCAAUGUGUAAAUCACUGUUCUCCACGGUACACGGUUAGGGGUGCUUCUGUUUAUAUUAGAUUGUUAGUGGUGAAUAACGGGUGCUAAAGACUUUCGGUUGCGCAUCUGGAGUUAUUUAGGGUCAUAAAACUACUGCAGAUGAAUUUGUGUAUAACCUAAUGACACGGCAUGUUCAUUUCAGCUGUAGAAGCUAUGUUGAUUUGUAUAAGUUGGUGGGCGUAUUCGUAUUUUGAUUUUUCGCUGCAUAAACUGAAACUAAGUAUCACGUUUGGAAAACUUGUGAAGAGUUAAGGUCGUGUAA